AUGCAAGCGACGGAGUCCGAACGCGUUAAAGAGCUGGAAACGGCAAUCGCCCUACGCAAGAAGGAGAAGGAGGAGCUUGAGCGAAAGAAGGCGCUACUUCAAUCGGAGGCCCUGGAUCCGGAUGCGGGGCCGCGGAUCGAUGCCCUUUUGGACUCUUUUCCCGUUCUCGAGCACUACGUCGCGGGGGCCCGAAAGUCCAUCCAGGACAUCCCCGUCGAGCAGGUGGUACAUGUGCUUUCGCAGCUCCAGAUCGCGGAGCGGGCGAUUAUCAAGCAGAACGCCAACGACGCCGCUGAGGUCAAAGGCCUUCAGCGAAGCUUUGAGAAGCAGCAAAGCAAACACACGGCGCUUUCCGCCAAGAUCCAAGAGCUUUCGGCCUCCCUCAAACUCAGCCGGAUCGCCGAGGGUCGGCAGCCGCCCCAAGUUAUACCGCCUUUAGUGGAAUUAAAGGCGCGAAAGAAGCUCAUUCAGCGGGAAAUUCGCGCAGGGAAUGUGGUUCGCGAAAAGAAAGGGAACGCGAUUCACAAGCUGUCGGAGAUGGUAGCGAAUCACCGAUCCGUCAUCGACGAGAUUGACGAGCUUUACAACCAACUGCGCGUGCUCGAUAACGAAUGCGCGGUUGAGAUGGAGCGAAUUGAGUGCCUUAGCGCCGAGGUGGAGGAGGCGGAGUCGUAUUUGGAGCGCAAACGACAGGCGACGGACCCCGUUUCCUGUUUGUUGGUGAAGCAAAACGUCAUUGAGCUCAAAACAGGGAAAAACGAGGUCACGAACCUGCAGCGCAUCCCACAGGAGCGCGUCGUGAAGGCGCAGGAUUACCGAUUGGCCCAACUGGAACGGCGACUCAAGGCGAUCGAAACAACCCUCCAAAACAACCACCUAAAACGGGACGUCGACAAGAUAUUGACUAGGAAAUGGCUCGCCAACACGAUCGCCGUUUCGGAGGAUCCCAAGGAUUUCUAUGAUAUCGAGCAAAUUAUCCCCGCACAGGAAAAAAUACACCCUGGGGUUUAUAACCUCUUUCUGAGCGAAAAGGAGAAGAUGGCGCGCACGGUAAGCCUGUUAAACAUUGGUACAAAGGAAAAAGAAGAGGUCAUCGCGUCCCAGGUCUGUAAGUUGGAGGCGUUAUGCCGUGAGUUCAACAUGAUAAUAGAGGAAUUGGAUGAGCUAACUGCCAACACUACCCAUAUUGAGGAGGAAGAACGAAAACGGGCACUCGCGUUUAUUCAAGAACAACGAUCCUAUAUAUACAAUCUUAUAUGCGAGAAGAAAAAGUACUUGAGCAAUUCGGCAAAACGGUAA
Messenger RNA from Phytomonas sp. Hart1, 1299 nucleotides. NCBI's taxonomy places the organism in Eukaryota, Euglenozoa, Kinetoplastea, Trypanosomatida, Trypanosomatidae. The record is from the annotation of a GenBank genome assembly.